AUGUGGAUACCUAUUCCCCUCCACAUCGCACAUCGUGUUUUAUGGAGUUUGGAGCUGAGGAAACUUUGGUUGGGUUGCCAGGACGUUCGCACCACUUUGUGGAAAGCACGAGCUAACAGUGAGACCGACAGAGGGGGUGUUGCAUUUCUACACAUUCAGUAUCCUUUUCCCUUGGAGCCUGAGAGUAAAACCUCAGCAGUACUCCCUGCCUUUGCCAGCCUGAGGAGUCAGAGACUCAAACUUGUUCCCAGCUCUUGCGCCUUCAUUGUAGAGCUGCGUUCUGCUCAGUGGGCUGCCGAGAAGGACCAGACCGAAACAAGAUUUAGAAGAAUUCUGCUGCCGACAGUAUUUGUUAUUCAUAGAUGUUCUGUCUUCAAUGAGGUCUAUCAAAGUGUAAAACUAGAUGGGAUGUCUUCCAAGCGACCAGCCUCUCCGUAUGGGGAAGCAGAUGGAGAGGUAGCCAUGGUGACAAGCAGACAGAAAGUGGAAGAAGAGGAGAGUGACGGGCUCCCAGCCUUUCACCUUCCCUUGCAUGUGAGUUUUCCCAACAAGCCUCACUCUGAGGAAUUUCAGCCAGUUUCUCUGCUGACGCAAGAGACUUGUGGCCAUAGGACCCCCACCUCUCAGCACAAUACAAUGGAGUUGCUUACAGGGAAGGCACGGACAGCAUUAGAGUCAGUGGAGAGCUCACUCAGAGUUUCCUGUGCCACCUGCUCCCAGAGUUCUGAGACCACAAGGACUCCCAGUGUGCCUUUCUUAACUACCCUUAAUGUUGAGGAGAAGUGUGACCAAGAUGGAUUGGACAACUCCAAAGAUCUGUCAUUUUCCAACAGUUCUUCCUUCCCUCCAAUUGGACCUAAGAACUCAAAGCCAGGAACACUGAGACCUGUUGCCAAUUUGAGUGAAUAUAGUGACUGUACUCGGCCGGGGCCUAACAUUGGAGCCGGGCCUUUUCCUGUGGGCCGGUUUCCACCAUGUCUGGGACUGGCUCAGCGACAGUGGGUCUUUUGUUGUGAAAGGCUGGCUGAAACCCCCAGUAUUGAAAAGCUACUCUCAAAGGACUGGAAAGACAAACUUCUUGCAAUGGGAUCAGGGAACUUUGGUGAAAUAAAAGGGACUCCUGAAAGCCUAGCUGAGAAAGAGAGGCAGCUCAUGGGUAUGAUCAAUCAACUGACCAGUCUGCGAGAGCAGCUAUUGGCUGCCCACGAUGAGCAGAAGAAACUGGCUGCAUCUCAGAUUGAGAAACAGCGCCAGCAAAUGGAGCUGGCCAAACAGCAACAAGAACAGAUUGCAAGACAGCAGCAGCAGCUCCUGCAGCAACAACACAAAAUCAAUUUGCUUCAGCAACAGAUCCAGGUUCAAGGUCAACUGCCGCCAUUAAUGAUUCCCGUGUUCCCUCCUGAUCAACGGACACUGGCUGCAGCUGCCCAGCAAGGAUUCCUUCUUCCUCCAGGCUUCAGCUAUAAGGCUGGAUGUAGUGACCCUUACCCUGUUCAGCUGAUCCCAACUACCAUGGCAGCUGCCGCUGCAGCAGCACCAGGCUUAGGCCCGCUCCAACUGCAGGAUGAAGUGGCACAGCCACUGAACCUAUCAGCUAAACCCAAGACCUCUGAUGGCAAAUCACCCACAUCACCCACCUCUCCCCAUAUGCCAGCUCUGAGAAUAAACAGUGGGGCAGGCCCCCUCAAAGCCUCUGUCCCAGCAGCAUUAGCUAGUCCUUCAGCCAGAGUUAGCACAAUAGGUUAUUUAAAUGACCAUGAUGCUGUCACCAAGGCAAUCCAAGAAGCUCGGCAGAUGAAGGAGCAGCUUCGGCGGGAGCAACAGGUGCUUGAUGGGAAGGUGGCUGUUGUGAACAGUCUAGGUCUCAAUAACUGCCGGACAGAAAAGGAAAAAACAACACUGGAGAGUCUGACUCAGCAACUGGCAGUUAAACAGAAUGAAGAAGGAAAAUUUAGCCAUGCCAUGAUGGAUUUCAAUAUGAGUGGAGAUUCUGAUGGAAGUGCUGGAGUCUCGGAGUCAAGAAUUUAUAGAGAAUCCAGAGGGCGUGGUAGCAAUGAACCCCACAUAAAGCGUCCAAUGAAUGCCUUCAUGGUGUGGGCUAAAGAUGAGCGAAGGAAAAUCCUUCAAGCCUUUCCUGACAUGCACAACUCCAACAUCAGCAAGAUAUUGGGAUCUCGCUGGAAAGCUAUGACAAACCUAGAGAAACAGCCAUAUUAUGAGGAGCAAGCCCGUCUCAGCAAACAGCACCUGGAGAAGUACCCUGACUACAAAUACAAGCCCAGGCCAAAGCGCACCUGCCUCGUGGAUGGCAAAAAGCUGCGCAUCGGUGAAUACAAGGCAAUCAUGCGGAAUAGGCGGCAGGAAAUGCGGCAAUACUUCAAUGUUGGGCAACAAGCACAGAUCCCCAUCGCCACUGCUGGUGUGGUAUACCCUGGAGCCAUCGCCAUGGCUGGAAUGCCCUCCCCUCACCUGCCCUCGGAGCACUCAAGUGUGUCUAGCAGCCCCGAGCCUGGGAUGCCCGUUAUCCAGAGCACUUAUGGUGUGAAAGGAGAGGAGCCACAUAUCAAAGAAGAGAUACAGGCUGAGGACAUCAACGGAGAAAUUUAUGAUGAGUUUGAUGAGGAAGAAGAUGAUCCAGAUGUAGAUUAUGGGAGUGACAGUGAAAACCAUAUUGCAGGACAAGCCAACUGA
Puma concolor (puma) is the source of this 2691-nucleotide messenger RNA. NCBI's taxonomy places the organism in Eukaryota, Metazoa, Chordata, Mammalia, Carnivora, Felidae. The record is from RefSeq and is a predicted model, not a curated record.